AGCUCACUUCGUGUGGACAGAGGUUUUCUUUCCUUUGACAUCAAUAGAAGUAAGAGUCCGCAAAUACAAAUAUGUCAAAUGCAAGAGACACAGAGGAUAUCAAUGAAGAAGACAUUGAUGAAGAUGAACUGCUUGCCAUGCUGUCGCCUGAGGAGCUUAAGGAGCUCCAGAGUGAGAUGGAUGUUAUCAUUGCCCCAGAUGAGAGAGUUCCAGUGGGACAGAGACAAAAGGACCAGACAGAGAAGCCUCCUACGGGGACAUUUGACCACCGGUCCCUGGUUGAUUACCUUUACUGGGAGAAAGAGUCCAAACGUAUGCUUGAGGAAGAGAGGGUUCCUGCUACUCUGCUCCCUAGUGUGAAAACUUUGACGGAGGAAGCUGAAAAGAAGGAGAACGAAAAUGCUGAAGAUGUGGAAUAUGUCUACGAAGUAAUAGAGGAGGUUGUUGAGGGGGAAACUGCAGAUGGUGCUGAUGGAGAGGAAAUUAUAGAGGAGAUCAUUGAGGAAAUAAUUGAAGAGGUUGAGGUGGAUGAGGAAGAGGAGGAAGGGCAAGGGGUAGAUGUGAAAGAUGAGAAAAAGUUAAAAUUACCUGUCAACAUGGAUGAACAUAAAAAUAUAGAAAAAAAUCUGGAUCCUUCAAGUAAAAACACAGAGACAGCCCCAUGUAACAAUACCAACAAUGAUCAGGCCACUUCAGAUAUAAAGGAAAAGAAAGAGAGCCUCGCCCCCCAAAACAGCACAUCACAAACUAAAGAGAAAGAGGAAACUAAGAUCUCAGACUCUACUCUUCUUACAGGAUCAUCUGCUCCAGAGGAGUCUAAGGUAAAUGAAACCACUGAAAAGCCUCCAGAAAAAGAAGAGAGGAAAAUAAACAAAUUGAAAAUUCCAAAGCUGGCACUCGGUGGAAUUAAAUUGACAUCAAGACCCUCAGGAAAUGAGACAAACUUGGAAUCUACACUUGACAAGAUUCGCAAAAAUCACCCAUCUGUCUCUGAGGUAAACCUCAACAACAUAGAGAACAUUCCCAAAGAGAUGCUCUUGGACUAUGUCAAUGCCUUGAAGAAGAACAAAUAUGUGAAAACCUUCAGCAUUGCCAACACCGGUGUGGAUGAAAACAUCGCUUUCAACCUGGCCAACAUGCUACGAGAGAAUCGUAGCAUUACCACUUUAAACAUUGAGUCCAACUUCAUAACAGGAAAGGGAAUUGUUGCCAUCAUACGCUGCCUCCAGUUCAAUGAGACCCUCACAGAGCUGCGCUUCCAUAACCAGAGGCACAUGCUGGGUCAUCAUGCAGAGAUGGAGAUUUCACGCCUGCUCAAGGCCAACAACACCCUCUUGAAAAUGGGCUACCACUUUGAGCAGCCAGGGCCGAGAAUGGUGGUGACCAACCUUUUGACCAGGAAUCUUGACCGUCAGAGACAGCUGAGGAAGGAGGAGCAGAAGCAGCAGCAACUGAAGGAGCAGAGACAGGUGAUGCAGAUGUAUGAGAACAGUCUAAACCUGCCUCCCGGUUUGCUUGAGAUGCUGGGGUAUGUACCCCCCUUGGAACUCUUGCAGAAGCAUGGUCUUGUCCCGCCAUCUCUCGAACUGAGCGCUCUACCUCAAGAGGACCCACAGCCCCAGAAGCAGCUCAAACACACUUCAAACAACAGCAUUCCAAAGCCACCCAGCGCUGAACCAGCAAACCCAUUAAAGGACAUUCAGCUGAAGAGGACUCCAAAGAAGCGUAACCCUCUUCUGGAGCUGGACCCGAGGGAAGACCAGAAACAAGAGAGGCCAAGUUUCCAACUGAAGAAGACCCCUAGAGUGAAGGACACAGGCAAUGGAGAGAUGGGUGAUGACAGAGCCAACCUGAAGGAUGUGAUAAAGACUUUGAAGCCUGUCCCUCGGAGACGAGAGCCACCAAAGGUUGAACUUACACCCCGCGAUCAUCUCCUAAACGAGAUCAAACAGAGCAAUGUGGCCUAUCUCAAAUCUGUGCCACUCCCUAAAAUACUGGAAUCAAGUGAAACCAGUCUCAUCUGAGAAAGAAGUCUAUAGCACCAGCUGUGUU
This is a messenger RNA of Myripristis murdjan (pinecone soldierfish), 2052 nucleotides long. It is a transcript of the gene lmod3, whose product is annotated as leiomodin 3 (fetal). Lineage: Eukaryota; Metazoa; Chordata; Actinopteri; Holocentriformes; Holocentridae. Gene Ontology annotation, biological process: myofibril assembly; actin filament organization; muscle contraction. The transcript is spliced from 3 exons. The coding region runs from base 72 to 2024 and encodes 650 amino acids. Gene Ontology annotation, cellular component: striated muscle thin filament; myofibril; cytoskeleton. The record is from RefSeq and is a predicted model, not a curated record. Gene Ontology annotation, molecular function: tropomyosin binding.